Molecule: messenger RNA, 5801 nt
Organism: Haliotis rufescens (red abalone)
Lineage: Eukaryota; Metazoa; Mollusca; Gastropoda; Lepetellida; Haliotidae
Product: E3 ubiquitin-protein ligase synoviolin A-like
Exons: 14
Coding region: 57-1907 (616 amino acids)
Cellular component (GO): cytoplasm
Source: RefSeq, a predicted model, not a curated record
CAUGUUGGUGACGUCAAAAGCUCGGAAACAGGAACACAAUCAGACGCAACUGCAAGAUGCGGUCUCUUGUAUUAACAGUGGCCAGUUUUGCUCUAACUGGUUUCGUUGUAGGAAAUGCAUACUAUCAAAAGAAACAGUUUUAUCCCUCCGUGGUGUAUAUUACCAAGUCGAAUCCGAGUAUGGCGGUGCUCUACAUUCAGGCUUUUGUGUUUGUAAUACUCAUGGGAAAACUCAUGAGAAAGAUAUUUUUCGGUCAGCUAAGAGCAGCAGAAAUGGAGCAUCUCAUAGAGAGGUCCUGGUAUGCUGUCACAGAAACUUGUCUGGCCUUUACCGUCUUCAGGGAUGACUUCAGCCCACGUUUUGUGGCCAUGUUUACCUUACUGUUAUUUCUAAAGUGCUUCCAUUGGCUUGCAGAAGAUAGAGUUGAUUAUAUGGAAAGAAGCCCUGUAAUAUCUUUAUUGUUUCACUGUCGAGUAUUAUCACUGUUGUCAUUUCUUGGUGUUUUGGAUGUUUACUUCAUAAAUCAUGCUUACUACAGCACCUUGUUGAAGGGAGCAUCUGUGCAGUUGGUGUUUGGAUUUGAGUAUGCAAUCCUACUGACAGUGGUGUUGAUGACGUUCAUGAAGUAUGUGCUGCAUACAGUAGAUCUGCAGAGUGAGAACCCUUGGGAGAACAAAGCUGUGUAUCUCCUAUAUACAGAACUUGUCAUGGGAUUCAUUCGAGUCAUGCUGUACAUAGUGUUUAUGGCAAUUAUGAUUAAGGUGCACACCUUCCCAUUGUUUGCCAUUAGACCGAUGUAUCUUUCACUCAGGUCUUUCAAGAAGGCGCUUCAUGAUGUGAUAAUGUCACGGAGAGCCAUAAGAAAUAUGAACACAUUGUACCCUGAUGCAACUCCAGAGGAACUAGAAGCAGGUGACAAUGUGUGCAUUAUUUGUCGAGAAGAGAUGGUAACAUCCUCCAAGAAACUGCCUUGUAAUCACAUCUUCCACACCAACUGUCUGAGAUCCUGGUUCCAACGACAACAGACCUGCCCAACCUGCAGGAUGGACGUCCUCCGCAUGCCCCGUGCACAGACAACACCAGCAGCCAGGCCAGCUCAACCACAGCAGGAUGUCCAGAUGCAGAAUUUUCAAGCGAUGUUUCAAGGGAUGCCCUUUUGGCCCCCUCCACAACCCCCACCCCAACAGCCACAAGCUGCAGGAGGGGCCCCACACACUACAGGUACAACUCCUUCGACACCUACUAUACCAACAACACCUACAGCUGCUACAGCUACAAGUACAACCCCAGGAACACCGCCAAUGGCCUCACCAUUCCCUGGUGCCAUGCCACCAUAUGGUUCCUUCUUUCCAAUGAUGCCAUACUACCCACCAUUUGGUUUACCGCAGGCUCCGUCUAACAUGGCAGGGUUGACUGCAGAGGAGCUGAAAACGAUGGAGGGACAGGAGCGAGAGAAUGUGGAAGCACGAAUCCAGUGGCUGCGUGAUAUUCAGGCUCUACUGGAUGGUGCUAUGGUUCUUAUAAACCAGUAUAAUCAGGUGGCUUCACAAAUGAGUAUGCCCGGUAUAUCCUCUACAAGAGUGAGCUCCACUGCUGCAACCACUCCAUCUUCUUCAUCAAACACAUCUUCACCAUCAAUGGGAGCGAGGCCCAAAACUACAGUCAAGUCCGAGAGCAAUAUUUCAAAAUCACAAGUUAAUUUUGCACAAGUUAAGAAAGAAGAUAAAACAGAUUAUUCCGAUUUAGAAGGUGCAAUUGGUUAUACGCCUCCGACAGAGGAAGACAUUCCCCAGUGGGUGGAUCCUGCGCAAGAAGAGCAUGGUGAUGAGUUACACGAGGUCAGGAAGAGGAGAUUAAAAAAGUUUUCCCAGAAUGAUGAUGUGAACGAUAACCUAGAUCUGGACUGAGAUCCCUGAUAACAUGAAUGUGUGUGACUUAUAACUCGUACAGUAGCUGCAGUGUGGUCUCAAGAACAUACAGUUAUGCCAAUGAUAUCUUGUUGGUGAUAUCAUCAAGAAUGAACUCAGUGAAAAAGUGUCCUUUCUCCAGUAUUCCUUACAUAGUAGCAAGUACAUUUUACUUGAUAGAUAUUGAAGUAGAUAUUGUCCAAUCUCAAACUGUUUAAAGGGGAGUAAGAUUUAGGUUAUUUGGCAGUCCUGGCAAAUUUGAUUGAAGUCCCUCAAAUCCCACUUUUUCUGCUGGUUGAUAUAUGACAUAUCAAAUUCACAGUUAAUGAUUACCCUAAUUACAAUGUCUGACUUUCACACAUAUGAAGUACAAUGCGGACAUGAGAUUUUUAAUGACAACUUCUUUGUUUGUAACACUAUAUCAAGGGUAUUUCUUGCCCCUUUCAGCGGAUGAAUGAAGUAUGAAUGAAGACGAUCAACAUGUAGACCUGAAUAUUGUUGCAAACAAUAAAGAUGAGGUUUUCAUAAAUGUUUCAUGUCUUCAUGUCCUUCCGACUUCUAAAUGCCUAUCACAGGCUUAUUAAGUACGGUGUCUAGAACAAAGCAGAACAUGGGCACCAGGUCGUUACGUGCCGUCCCCUUUUAAGGAAUCAUGACAGAUUUGCUGAAAUUUGGUUUUAAAUGUUUCUAAAUCCUCAUGCUCCUUACCAUGAUCUGGUGAGGAAACAUCCCAUUCCUGCUGCAAAUGGCUGAAAACAAUAUUCACUUACUUUUUAAUAGUUGAUUGUGUAUACUUGAUAUUACACUGUAGUUAUUUUGUUACUGACAUUAAAUGUCUGUUCAUCAUGAUUCAUAUGUGAUAAGGAAAAGUAUUGGGUCAUGUAUAGUUUUUGAUUGGAACUCCCUGUGUCUCUGCUGUACAUAUGUGUACAACAUCAACUUCGGAGAGGCAAUUAUUGUGUCCUCUAUGAUGUCCAAUCAUGGACUGUCUGUACCCAUGUUCAUUACUAAGUUUUGUUCCCUUGCAAGUUGCUUUGUUUAUUGACAUGUUAGGGGUCUUUAUUGAAACUGGUAUCUUUGUACGGUAAUGGUAAGAUGUCUAGAUACAUGCUUUUUGUCUUGUUGAAUAAUGGAGUGUUUCAUCAGAGUUGUAUAUUGUUUGUAUGAAUGGAAUAUGUCUUGUAUAGACAGCUGACUCAAUCACAACAGAUGAUCUAUGCAGAUUAAUGUAUCCAAGUCUUGCCAAAAUUGCCGUACAUAUUUUGUUGCAAUUAUGUUGCUUGGUUAUCAUGGUUCCAUUUUAAUUGAAGAAAUACCAAGACCGGUUCAGGUGCAUUUUAGAUAUAGUGAUUUAUGUUUUGAUGAAAUUCAUGCUUCAUAGAUACUUUUGUAAUUAUGAUUGAAACAAAGGAUUGUCAGCUGCAUUUUGUAGAUAAAUAGCCAGUGUUGUACCUGGCAUCAUGGCAAUAUAUUCAGAAACCUGAGUUAAUAUUCUGUAUUUGACUGGUCACUAAUCAGACAUAUAGCAAGCACAUUAAAUAGUUCACAAUUUGUGUAAAAUUUACUCCAGCCAGUAGUGUGUGUGUAAUGUAAUUUCUGUAUAUGUUCUAUACACUAGCUGAUGACAUUUUGUAAAGAUAAAAAAUUAUGGACAUCAGAUAUGACAUCUGUUUGUGUUGAUGUUUCUAUGAUAAUCUGAUAUACUCACCGCCAAAAGAAAAUGAACCAUAGAAACAUAGAGAAGUAUGUUCGUUAAGAAGAGAUGUUUCCAAUGUGUACCAAUUAAUGACAAAACAAUCAGUCAGAUGUUACCACAGGGUGUCUUUAUACUUUGCAUGAUAUGUUGCAUGUAUUUUUCAAACUUUACACACUAAUCCUGCACGAGACAAAUGGUGCAUCUCGAGUCAUGGAUCUAUGAUGUCACAUGUGAUGCGUUCAUGAGCUUGGGUUGACACUACAUAAAAGUAUGUUCGUUUGUGCAUCGAAUCAAUCUAAUAUCUCUUGCUUAUGAGUAAGUCUGCAUCUCUUUACCAACAUGUAUGGUAUUCGCAUAUCUUUUGGCAGUGAGUAUAUAUUAGUACUUGAAAAAAUGCUUCACAAUGGCAAUAAAUUUCUCAUUGACAGCAAUGUAUGAUAAAUGUGUGUUGAUCAUUGAUUCAACCUUACUCGUUAAAAAAUUACUCAACCCAUUUAUCUCAUGCACAUGCAUUCCAUUUCAUAGAAAUCUAGUCAAGUACUUCAUGUUACUGUAAUUGUUAAUAUUGCAAGAUAACUCGUAUUACUGAAAAUAAAGUAAAUUUAAAAAAAAUAUAAACAAGAUGUUAACAGUCUUUCCUGAACAUUCACUGUGGAUCUGACACAGUAGUUCACUUAUGCAUUAUACAGCUUAUUGCUUGUGACCUGACAUCCCAUCAAGAACGAUUAUUCAAUUGUCUCCAGAGAUAGAAAUCAUUCGUUCACUUCUAUUAAACUUUAGAUUGUGAUAUAUAUAUAUAUAUAUAUGUCUUAUAAAAACAAAUGCAAAACAAAAUAAAUGUUUGCCCUGUCAAAGUGUUCACAUCUAAAUAAUGUCUAUAUUUACUUUCUUUCUCAUUAUUUGCAAGCUUUUCUUCAGCACUGAUAUAGGGACCUUGAAUAGUGUAGGACUUCCUUUUAAAGUUAAAAAGAUUUUAUGACCACCAUUUCAUAGCUAUGAUCUUUUAUACUGAAUUCCUUCCACUCUUCAGUUCAGUGUCAAAUAUUUUAUUGAUGUCAUGUUCUUUUCUUCUCUUCCAUUCUUAUUUGUUUCUUCAUGAAGAAACUUGUGUGUAUCCAAUGGUAGGACAUUGGACGACAAGGACUUCAAGUACCAGUACUAAGCUUCACCCAUCAAAUAGCAUUGUGUUUAAUGUUCAGAAUGUAAGAUUGAAAGUGUAAUUUGUCUUGCUAUCUGAGGUCAGAUGUGACAAGUAUUCUGUACUGACUGAAGUCGCCAGUGAUAGUAGUAGACACGUCCUCCAUCAUAGAUUUAUAAUAUUUAUCUUUCAUUAUGGUUACAAACCAUGUACCAUUUCCGGGAAACCUCAGAAGCUUUGUGUCUCUAUCCCUGUAAUACUUUUAGAAGUACCAUACUGCUCCUAACAGAAUGUGAAAUUAUCAGGAACUUAAGAAUAUGACUGUGAAUUACUAAUUUCAUUUUCAAUAUGACUCUGGGCUGAACAAUGGUAUAAAUAAGAUUUUAGAAGUAGUCAGAGAUCACAGGUGAGGGGACUGUUUUGGGGUAUGUUUCAAAUUCUAAUCUUCGUUUAAAACCUCAAAUCAACUUUCCAGUAAGUGCAGUCCUUUUCCUCCUUAUCACGUGCUUGUGACACCAAAGUUGCCUUGCGAAUAUGUUAAGUAAUAAUGGAUGGCUUCUUUGUGGUGCUAUUUGAUGUGUAGGGAAUUCAGUCAGAUUUUUCAGAUUGUGUGCUCUUUUUACAAUUUGUUCAGGGUUUGUUCAAAUGUGUGGAUAAUUGAUUUGAUAUGAUCAUGGUUGGAAUAUUUUUAACUAUUCUCAAGAUUCAAAUGAUUAUUUAACCAUGCUCCAUGCUGUAUCUUCUGAAUUAAACAUCCAGGAAACCUGAGUACCAGUCAAUAUGAGUUUGUUUCCUCUCAUAUGACACUUACAUAUUCCCUAGUUUAUUGAUCAUGCUGACUGUUUCAAAAUACUUGCUAUUUCAUGAUGAGGUUGGUACUGUGGUUUGUAUUUUCCGACACAGUCCAAUUAUGGGAUUUGUGUCAAUGACAAUAUUUAUUGUGUAAAUAACUGUUUCAGCACGUCAUCUGUGUGUAAAUUCAUUUAUCAAGCAUGUGCCCCGUCUUGUUCUUGUAACUGUAAAUAUGAAUAUUUUUGUGAAUAAAUAAUCUUUAAUCAGA